CUGUCUUCUCCUCCAGUUGAGGCUGAGAGAGGGUCGUGAGCGCUGCUGCCGGGAGGAACUCUGGAGAAAAAAAAUGUGUCUGUGCAUCUGGUUUUCCUAGCCCGGUUCAUCGAGGACUCGCUGGCUAGUUUGCUUCCAGCUUUACUCCCUCAUUCUUUUCUUUUUCCCGGCUCCUGUCUUGGUGGAGGCUUCCCGUGCCUCUGGCUGACCGUGGCUCUCCACCUUCUCUGUGGGUGAUUGGAGGCGCGCGCGUUGACACUCAGAGCACCGGCUGCCUGGGGGAUUUCUGACAUGAAUAGCGCCUGCUUUGGCUGGGGGUAAAUGCUGGAUGCUUCCUCUGAGGAUCAGCUGGAGCGAAGCGGAGCCCGGGACAUGAGGAGCACCUCUGGAGCCAGAGCGGAGGAUCGUAGCGGAUGUUCCAGAGGAGACGGAGAGGGGGUGUGAGCGAGAGAGUGGAGAGAGAGAAGUAGCUUCUCCUGUCAAGGAAAAUCCAUAAAUCCAAGGAAUUGGAAAAUCCAUUUGUUUUUUUCUCAUUACGUUCCUAACACUUGCAACACUACAUUUUCCGAGGAGGAGAAUUUGGAUUCCCUUAACUCUGAGAAAGCAGAAUGUGGAGACCUAGCGUGCUCGUUAUACUUCACUCAGUUUAGCUGUUUUGCCUUGCUGUUAAGUGUCAACUGCUCUGAGCCCUUGGUUCCGAUCAGCGGACCAGCUGUGCCCUGCCCCACUUGCACAGUCAGGGGGUGCACUCUACCUUUCACCUCACUCCAUCCUUAGAUGUGCUCGUGCCGUGCUUGAGGAGCGCUAGUUGACGUCUUGGAAAGAUUGGGGGAAGGGUCUGAAGAAGGCUGUGUCGAAGAAGGGGUGUGUUGUAGGAGCUAAACCCUCAUGCUCUUCGGGGCAUAUGGUCAAUCCGCCUGAAGACAGCUGCUGACUAUCUGUCAGCUAAUUACUUCGCACAGGGUGGGGGCAGGGCUCCGUCUCUGCCCAUCACUGUGUUGUCCGGACUAGGUAGCAAGGUUCUGAAGCUACUGUAGUAGUAGUAGUAGUAGUGUUCAGAGUGUGCUUCUGAGUUAACGAGUUUGUGUAUUAGUGUGAAUGCCGAGCAGAAGCUGCAGAUCCAGAUGCUGUGGCUGCUGAAUGUGUAAGGACUUCUUGGGGCAAGAAGGAUCUAUGAAUGUCCAGAUCUAGCAGAAGCAGGGGCCAGUCCUAACACAUGGGAUGCGCAGCUAAGCCUGGCGCCACCACAUCGCCUUCAGCCACAAGCAGGUGGCACAACAUCUGAGGGCACUGACGAGUGAGAGAUAGAGAGAGAGAGAGAGAGAGUGAGGGAGAGAGAAAGUGAGAAAGGGGGGGCAAGACAGAGUCAGAGAUUGAGAACAAGAAGUAAAGGGCAAGGAAAGAGACACAAAGUACCUUCCAAACUUCCUCGGUUUCAGAGGGCGACUGACAAAACCCUGUAAGCUAAAAGCAUUUGAUUACUGAUUCACCACACUCUCUGGAGUUGUGUUUGUGGAUUUAAAGCCCAAAGUGCAGCCUGAGUGUUUGCACUGAUCCGCUCCUUUUGCCCUGCGUGGACCAGGGCCAGGGAGUCCAGCAGUGCCAUUCAUGCAAUCUCACACAGAAACACAUACCAUCCUGUCACAAUCCAUCUACCACUGUGCUUGGAGCGAGAUGGAAGGUUUUGGAAUAGGUAGGGGGCAGUAGGAGCAGGACCGCAAGACACCCGCCUUCUUCCGCUUCUGGAUGCUAUUCAGGACCAAAAAUGUGUUGCCUGGAGACCUCUUUAUGCUUUUCUUUGUGUUUUUCUCGAAGGAACCACUCGCGUGUUUCUCCUGUCAGUGCUGAAAGCCUCGGACCCUGUUUGAGGUUUUGAUUCCUUGCCCUGCUUUUCGUGGAGUUUUCGACCUCGUGGGUGAGGAACCACCGGCCUCGUGGCGUACUUAGGGGGAAGCGCGGACUGGAGUAUGACCAGCUGCCACUACCCCACACCGCCACCGGAGCGGGACCGUAUGUACCAGCACAAGGUCUCGCUGGUGGUACGCUACUUUAUGAUCCCCUGCAACAUCUGCCUCAUACUUCUGGCCACCUCCACGCUGGGCUUUGCAGUGCUACUCUUCCUCAACAACUACAAACCUGGUCACAUCACGCACCAACCUCCUCCUCCUGAUGGCUGUCGAGGGAAGCUGUGUGGAUUCGGGGCUGUGUGCGAGCGAGACCCCGCGGACCCUUCCAAAGGAGACUGCUUGUGUAAGAAGGUGCCGUGUCCGUUGGUGGUGGCACCUGUGUGUGGCUCCGACUCCUCAACCUAUACCAAUGAGUGUGAACUGGAGAAGGCGCAAUGUAGCAUGCAGAGACGCAUCAAGGUGAUGCGCAAGGGACCCUGUGCCCUGAAAGACCCAUGCAACGAUGUGACCUGUAGCUACGGCAGCACCUGCAUCCAAUCAUCCGACGGCCUGUCCGCUAAAUGCAUGUGUCCCCUGAGCUGCGAACGCGUGCCCAAGCAGGUGGUGUGUGGCAGCGACGGCCUGGACUACCCCAGCGAGUGUGAGCUCAACAUGAAGGCCUGCUCCACCCAGAAGAACAUCCGCCUUCAGCACUCUGGAUCAUGUGAUCCGUGCCGUGACAUCCAGAGCGGCCUUAACUUCACGUGUUUGGUGAACGCUCAGACCCGCAAGAUGGAGACUUCUGCCCCACCUGACUCCUGCCCACCAGGAGCCGAGCCACUGUGCGCCAGCGAUGGGAGGAGCUACAGCAGUGAGUGUCAGAUGCAGCGAACUGCCGUGCUGAAGGAGCGACACCUGAAGAAGGUCCACUCAGGUCCCUGCCAGCCACAAGAGGAGUGUAAGGAGGAGUGUAGGUUCAGCGCGGUGUGUUUGUUGGAGAAUGGAAGGGCACGGUGUUCCUGCGAUCCCAUCCACUGCGACGGCACCUACAAGCCCCUGUGCGGCAAGGACGGGCAUACGUACCCCAACGACUGCGAGAGGAGGAACGCCGAGUGCAGAACGCAAACACACAUCCCUGUCAAACAGCAAGGGACAUGCGAUCUGAACGCUCCCAGUCCGUGCCUGAAGAAGAUUUGUGAUUUUGGAGGAACGUGUGUGGUGAAGAAUGGCGAGGCGGUGUGUGAGUGUCCGGACGCGUGCCCCCAGUCCCAGGACCCCGUGUGCGGUAAUGAUGGACACACCUACAGCAGCCAGUGUCACAUGAGAGCUAUGGGCUGUGCCCUACAGAAGCACAUCAGCAUCCAGCACAAAGGACCCUGCGAUAAGGCCUGCACUAACUGCUCGUUCGGCGCUAUCUGCGACGCGCAGACGGGCCGCUGCGUGUGCCCCACUGAGUGCGUGGGUUCGAGACAGCCUGUUUGUGGCAGUGACGGCACCACCUACCCCAACGAGUGCAUGCUCAACGUGAAGGCCUGCACCAAGCAGCUGGAGCUCCGAGUGGUGGCCCAAGGAGAAUGCAAGAACUGUGGAGGCGCAGUGUGUAGCUGGGGUGCCCACUGUGUUCAGAAUAAGUGUGAGUGCCCUCAGUGUGUGGGUGAGCCCGUUAAGCGUGUGUGUGGCUCGGAUGGCAACACCUACAGCAGCCUCUGUGAACUGCGGCAUGCCUCGUGCACGCUGAAGAAGACCAUAACGGUGGCCGAGCCUGACAUGUGUGAUGAAGAGUGUGGUUCUGGAGGCUCGGGUUCUGGGGUUGAGGCGUGUGAACAGGAGCGCUGCAGGAAGUACGGAGGAUCGUGGGAUGAGGACACAGAGGACGACCGCUGUGUGUGUGACUUCACCUGCCAGAACGUGCCUCGCAAUCAGGUGUGCGGCUCAGACGGCCAGACCUACGACAGCGAGUGUGAGCUGAAGAAGACCAGGUGUGAGAAGCAGGUGGAUCUGCUGCUCCAGAGCCAAGGCCCAUGUGAAAGCAAGCCUGUCUCUGGUCUGAUCACUCCCUUGCACUGCAGCGAGACGGUGUACGGAUGCUGUGAGGAUGGCAAAACUGCUGCUCUGGGUGUGGAAUUGGCCGGAUGCCCGAGUAAAUGCCACUGCAACCACUACGGCUCGUACGGAGGCACAUGCGACCCCACCUCUGGCCAGUGCUCCUGUAAGCCCGGAGUCGGUGGGCUGAGGUGUGACCGCUGUGAGCCAGGCUUCUGGAACUUCCGCGGCAUCGUCACAGAGAACACGAGCGGCUGCACACCGUGUAACUGUGAUUCAGUGGGCUCUGUGAGGGAUGACUGUGAGCAGAUGACGGGGCUGUGCUCCUGUAAGACCGGAGUGAAGGGCAUGAAGUGUGACGUCUGUUCUGAUGGCAGCAAGAUGCCCGCCAACGGCUGUCACAAAGGUGCCUCUGCGCCCAAGUCCUGCACUGAGCUGAAGUGUCUGUUUGGAGCCUCUUGCGUGGAGGAGAACGGACAGGCUCACUGUGAGUGCCCAUCACCGGACUGUGACCAGAAGAACAAGACUAAGGUGUGUGGCUCUGAUGGAGUGACCUACGCUGACCAGUGCCAGCUGAGGACUAUUGCCUGUCGACAAGACAAGGAAAUUAUUGUGAAGCACUUAGGCCAGUGCACAGAAUCCAUCUCUGAGCCUGGGGUCAAGCCCACCACCCUCCCGAUCACUGCCCUCCCUCCCACCGCACACGUCAAGGUCACCGCGCCAAGCCAUGACCUCACCACCCCAUUCGACUACGUGGAGGAGUUCGAGGACAACUCCAAUCUGGAAUCUCUGCCUAACCUGAAGAUAUUCCCCACGCCUUCAACCACUGCACACAGCCUCACCACACCCCACCAUCCACCCCGCACCACACCACCUACCUCCAGCCCCGGGUUUGAGGACUCGGGCAGUGGGGAGCCCAGCGGUGAUGAUGACAUGGAAAGUAGUGGAAUGGAGGCGAGCGGAGAAGAGCCAGUCGGUCCUACUGUAGCAGUCACCACUACCCCAACAGGUGAGGUUAGAUCCUCCUGUGACAAUACACCUUUCGGCUGCUGUCCAGACGGCAGGACCACCGCCCAGAGCCUUGAUGGCACCAACUGCCCCUCAACCAUGCGCUUUAACGGCUACCUGCAUCUGGACCAAGUCGAGGGUCAGGAGGUUUUCUACACGCCAGAGAUGGAUGACCCCAAGUCUGAACUGUUCGGGGAGACGGCACGAAGCAUCGAGAGUGCUCUGAAUGAACUCUUCCGGAAGUCUGGCGUGCAGAAGGACUUCCAGAGUGUCCGGGUUAGAAAUCUGGCCCCCAGCAACUCCAUCAUGGCUAUUAUUGAAGCCCACUUUGACCCAGACACCAGGUUUACAGUGGAGGAUAUUGAGGCAUCAUUGCUGAAACAACUCAAGACAUCUAAAGGGACCGGCAUCAUGGUGAAGCAGCCUGAGGAGGAGUACGUCAGCUUUACCAAAUACGGUCUCUCUGUUCCAUCCUUCACCACAACUGCCACCACUGUAGCCAGUGUCACCACCACCACAAUGGCCUCCACCAUGCCACCUACGACCGCUCCCAUCACCACACACCGGCCAGCCACCACCAGACGGCCUUUCACCACCCGCAGGACCACCACAGCCGCUCCGGUGAUCACCACAACUACCCAGCCCCCCACCACCACCACGCACCUCAGAACCAGGCCCGUGCCCCAGCACACCAAGCCAGCAGGUCCAUGUGAUUCUCAGCCCUGCGGCCACGGAGGCACCUGCGAGGAGAUCCGUGACGACUUCUCCUGUACCUGCCCUGCAGGAAGGGGCGGAGCCGUGUGCGAGAAAAUGAUAAACUAUUACAUCCCAUCCUUCGGAGGCAAAUCUUACCUGGCCUUCCCAACUAUGAGAGCUUACCACACUGUACGCAUCGCCAUGGAGUUCAGGGCCUCGGACAUGUCAGGCAUACUCCUCUACAACAGCCAGAACGGCAAGAAGGACUUCCUCUCACUGGCUCUAGUAGGAGGAAAGGUGGAGCUCAAAUUUGACACGGGUUCUGGCAUAUGCUCAGUGGUCAGCAAGGUCCAGAUUAAACCCGGCCAGUGGCAUCACUUGGUGGUGAACCGUAACCGGCGCAAUGCUGCACUGAGCGUGGAUAACGAGCCACCCGUGGAGGGACAGAGUCCUACAGGCACUGACGGACUCAACCUGGAGACGCACCUCUAUAUUGGCGGCGUUCCAGAAGACAUGGUUCAGGAUGUGAAGGAGAGGACCUCAGUCUCCGCUGGUCUGGUCGGCUGCAUCCGCCAACUGGACGUCAACAACAUGGUCUACAACCUGCAGGAGAACGGAGGCAACGUCCUGUUCGGCACAGCCGUCGGCGAGUGCGGCAACAACCCGUGUUCUCCGAACCCCUGCAAGAACGGAGCCUCCUGCCACACGAAGGGAGCCGAGAUGUUCCACUGCAAGUGUGUGAAUGGUUUCUCCGGUCCAACCUGCGCCGACUCCCACAACCCCUGCGAGCCGAACCCGUGCCACCCCUCCUCCCAGUGCGCCAUUCUUCCAGAGGGGGGCUACAAAUGCGAGUGUCCCAUGGGACGCGAGGGCAAGCACUGCAGAAAAGUAUCAGAGAAGAAAGGAGCCUACAUUCCGUACUUUGAUGGAGAGUCUUACCUCGAGCUGAAGGGCCUGCACUUAUAUAACCAUGAUCUGAAGCAAAAGGUCAGCAUGACUGUGGUUCUGUUGGCGAAUGACUCAAACGGCAUGAUCUUCUAUAACGGCCAGAAGACAGAUGGGAAAGGAGAUUUCAUCUCUCUCGCGCUGAUCGGCGGCAUCCUGGAAUUUAGAUAUGAUCUGGGCAAGGGACCAGCUGUCAUUAGGAGCAAAGAGAAGAUCAAGCUGAACGUUUGGAACACGGUGAACCUGGAGAGAGCCCAGCGCAAGGGAGAGAUCAACGUUAAUGGCAAAGACCCAGUCAGAGGAGAGUCUCCGAAAUCGCGCAAGAACCAGCACAAUGAUCUCAAUCUGAAGGAGUCGCUGUACGUGGGCGGAGCUCCAGAUUUCUCAAAGGUGGCCAGGGCGGCGUCUCUUAAAUCAGGCUUUAAGGGGGCCAUCCAGAAGAUCACUGUGAUGGGCACACAAAUCCUCAAGCCUGAAAAUGCGCUUCACUCCAGCGACGUGUCCAUGUACUCCCACCACCCAUGCUCCGGCGACGUGUGUCACAACGGUGGAGAAUGUGUACCAAUGCUUGACAGCUAUGAGUGCGUGUGCCCCUAUGGUUUCACUGGAGCACAAUGCCAGCAUGCCACAUACGAAAAGGCCGCGGGGGAGUCCGAGGCCAUAGCUUUUGACGGGAGAACGUUCAUUGAAUAUCACAACGGAGUCACCAAGAGCCAACUGACCAAUGAGAUCCCUGACCCCAAGUCACUGGAGAAUCCAUCUGACCAGAGCGAGAAGGCCUUGCUGGUGAACAAAUUCGAGCUGAGCAUCAAAACAGAGGCCACUCACGGUCUGAUCCUGUGGAGCGGAAAGGGCGUGGAGCGCUCCGACUACAUCGCUCUGGCCAUUGUGGAUGGCCGCGUUCAAAUGACCUACGACCUGGGCUCCAAGCCCGUGGUCCUGCGCUCAACGGUGCGGGUCAACACCAAUCGCUGGAUUCGCAUUAAAGCCAGCAGAGCCCUGAGAGACGGCUCUCUGCAGGUCGGUAAUGAGGCCGCUGUCACCGGCUCCUCACCUCUGGCUGCCACUCAGCUGGACACAGACGGUGCCCUUUGGCUGGGUGGUCUGGAGGAGCUGUCCGUAGCCCGCCGGCUGCCUAAGGCCUACAGCACGGGCUUCAUGGGCUGUGUGAAAGAUGUGAUAGUGGACGGGGUGGACCUGCAUCUAGUGGAGGACGCCUUAAACAGCCCCAAAAUAUUACACUGUUCAGCCAAAUAGCCUGGCACCACCUCCCUCCCAACGCCAUGUCUACUGCUGUAAUUAUUUUCUAUUUUUGUAUACUUUUCAUCGCUUUUUAUAUUGGAGAAAAAAAAAACAGAAACAUUGUUUUUUUUUUUUUUUUUUUCGUUUUUUUUUUUUUUUUUCGUUUUGUUUUUGUUUUCACUUUAUAUAUAUAUAUAUAUAUUUUUUUUUUUUUGGUUCGUUUUUAUCCGCGCCUCCAUCCAUAGUCUUUCUUCGAAUUGCAGUCCUACACAUGGUUUCGCAAGACAAGAGAAAACACGUAUUAUUUGUUUCGUGGUGUUGUCUUUACCAGCACCAAAAAAUAGAACUCUAUAUAUAUAUAUAUAUAUAUAUAUAGAUAUAAAUAUGAAUAUAUGAAACAUUACCUUGCUCAUUACUUGAAAUGGCGAAUAAGGUUGGUGCUGUUUGUCCUCUCUUGAUUGCCUUCUCUCUGUGCCAUAAUAAUUCCUACCAACGCCACAGUACAUUCCACUGAGCCGCCGCAGAUCUGCUGCAGAUCAUCGCUGCCUGUUUGCUUCUGACUGCAGCGUCCUAACCAACAAAGCGUCUGCGCUUCCUGCGAUUCCAGGAAUUCCCACCAUUCCUAAGAUUCCCUGCUUUAUCUACAAUGGAAUGGACUGUCACUCUUAACUGAGCUAACCAAGCGAAAACAAAUGUGCAAAAUGUCGCUUCACGCUACUAACCGGGCCUCCUGAUGUUAACGUCGCUAUGUAAGCGCCGCUACCGAGCUCCCUGUUAUCACUGAGCUUGUAGUGAACGAACUUUCAGCUUCUAGCUUUUAGCGUUUAGCAUCCCGGAAAGAUUAAGAUCAUUAAAAACCAACAUAUCAUAAACCGCCAAUAUGUCUCUUCUUCUCUUUCUCUUUCUCACGUCAAACUGAACUGAGCGUCUUCAUCAGAUGUUCGUAGAAAACCUAGAUAGUUCCGAAGUCCAGGAGACUGUGAAUAUAUCACGGAGAACUCUCGUCCGUCUCAUGUGUCGUGCACCGUAUCUAAUAGACAGUACAGACUUUACAGAAUUUGACCACUUGACUUGCUGCAUGCAGUCCUGUUGAUUUAUUUUUGUUUGUUGGUUUGUUGGUUUGUACGUUUGUUUUGUUGGGUUGUUUCGUUUGUUGUUGUUUUUUUUUCUUGGUUUCUCUUAGUCUUACUUUUAAUCUACUUCCGUUCAGGGCAACAACAACUAAAACAUGAAAAAGAUCAUUUGAUGAAUAUGAGUUUAAUGGAUUAGUUCAUGUGGGCUGUUCUGAAAAUGUUAAUGAUUCUUAAGAUUCAGAAGAAUUCAUCUGAUCUGGGAUUUGAUUCCUUUAUUUUUUAAGUUGAAAGAAAGGGAUGGAUAUGUUUUUUAUAUAUUUGUCCCUUGUCGGAAUUUCUGUUCGUGUUGGACCUUGGGGGGGAAAAAAAGAACAAACGCUGAGGAGAAACUGAAUGAAAAACAAUGUUGUUGUUACAAUGUUGGCCACAGGGAGGCACUGUAGCACAAGAAUAAAGACAGAUAGAGAAGAGACAGGAGACAGAAGACAACUGAAGACGCCAAACGGAUGCAAGAACACUGAAAAGUGUGGGGUUUUCGCUCACCAGAACACCUUUGGACAGCAUAAAUAAAUUUCUUCACGAGAAUGAGAACGAUGCUUUAAGAACAAACUAAAAAAAAAGACAAACAAACACUGUCAGCACUUGCUUUGAGAUAAAACAAAGGGAUGUGACGUAACGUGUAGACCCUUGCGUUUACUGACUGUGGCUCUUCAGCAGCGGUUAGACUAAGCAAACGUAUCGAUAACAAUAACGACGAUGAAAUAAUCAAAAUAAUAAUAAUGCAUGGGUUUGUUAUAUCGAAAAAAUGAUUCUUUCUUUUUUUUUGUAACAUGUUUGAAGACAAAUGUGAUGCAAUUGUUUGUACUGCUGACCCAGACAUUGUACGAGAAAUACCCUGCUUUCAAUACGUCCUGAGUUCUGAACUGAUUUGCGAUAAUCCGAGACACAAAAAUAUGCCUGUUCAUAGUAUGCUUAUCUCUUCUUUGUGGAAAGAAAUUGAAAUCUUUAUAUUUGCAGUUUUUAAUUUCCUUCUUAUUCUUAUUCUUCUUUUUUUGUUUGUUUCUUUUUUAAAGAAUUGAGACUAUUAUGUACAGCCCUGCAGUUAUCCUCAAUGUAAAUGAGUCAGUCAUGUGCAUCAUCUGUGGACCUUUUGUUUUAGUAUUAUACACUGGAAUCAAGUCAGUUCUUGAACCAAACCAACCAACUUUGUCUGUUCACAUUACGCAUCCUGGUUUAUACUGGUUUAUACUGUAUAUGGACCUGCAUUACGCAGGAUUUCUAGUGUUUCAGGGAAACAGAACCCUCCGUUUUCAUCUGCAUUAGCCGACAAGUAUCCAAACCCUCUCACUAUAUCUAGUGUAGUGUAUAGUAUAGAUCCACACUAGAUUUCACACUUCCUUACCUCUCUCUUCAGCAACACAGGACAGUCUUCAGUUUUCUAUUCUGUUUUUUUUUUGUUUUGUUUGUUUCAUUAUUAUCUUUUACUGUUACCGGUUCUUUCUUUUUCUUUUUUUUUUUUUCUUUUCAUUAACGUCAUCCAGUGGGACCACCUUUUCCCCCCACCCCGCUGCAUGCAUGGAAGGUGCUGAAAGGAUAAAGUGCAGGGCUCAUGAGGAGGACCAGGCAGAUGGAAAAAUAAUAAUAAUAAUAAUAAAAAAAAAGUAAAACAACAUAAAAACUCCUCUGUCUGGACCCAAACUGUCUGAGAAAUGCCUUAAAACCCCAUACCGUUCUGUGCUCUCACUUUAUUACAGCAUUAGCCGUCGCAUUGGCCCCAUCCUCGAUCGAUCAUCACACCCAUCAUGUAAGAUUAAUGACAUCCCUGUUAAUAAUUGUAUUAAUACUGUUGAGAAUAUCCCAGAACGCCUCGAGAAAUAGCAGUUCUGGGCUCUACGAAUAUAAUAUUUACUGUAUAAAAUACUAUUUUCAGUAUCUUAUUUAUGUCUUCGAGUGGAUUCCCAUACUGGCCUUUGUAAACUACUGUUUUUGAUCCAACUAUACCUGAAGGGCAGUGCUCAGAAUGAGAGUGGCAUGACGUUACCAUUACUAACUUUAUUACUUGUGUCUUGUGUUCCUACCACCAUGAAAUAAAGUGUAAAACAACAACUGACGUGGCUACUUCA
Molecule: messenger RNA, 11016 nt
Organism: Astyanax mexicanus (Mexican tetra)
Lineage: Eukaryota; Metazoa; Chordata; Actinopteri; Characiformes; Acestrorhamphidae
Gene: agrn
Product: agrin
Exons: 38
Coding region: 1968-7835 (1955 amino acids)
Biological process (GO): receptor clustering; G protein-coupled acetylcholine receptor signaling pathway; central nervous system development
Molecular function (GO): serine-type endopeptidase inhibitor activity; calcium ion binding; laminin binding
Source: RefSeq, a predicted model, not a curated record